AUGAGCGAGGAACAUGUGCAAAGCUACAUAGCAGAAGCUGAAGCACGUUCCAUUGCCCAAUUAAAUGAUAGAGCGUUGAUCAGCGAUGCAAUACCGUUGGCUGAAGAUUGCCUGCGGAAGAUGGACAGUACGCUAAAGCGUACUACAGCGUUCAUGAAAAAAUUAAGGAAUUUGAACACUGCACAGUAUGACGCAAUUAUCGCUGAUCUUGAAAAGGUAAAUCUUUCAAAAUAUAUUGAAGAAAUGGCAAAUUCGAUCGCAGAAGCUAAACUGAAGAUCAGCGAUUUGCCAUCUGUUAUAUCAAUUUGUGUGAAGCUAGCGUGCCUCUAUAACGAAUUUCCAUCGCAACUGCUUUCGGAAUUUAGGCGCAUUCUUCCAACAAAACGUUCAGAUAAAAUUCUCAACCCUUCCAAACUUCGUGUGCUUGGGUCUGUAAUAUCAUACAUAACGCUUACAGACAAAACUGAGCAUGUAAAUGUGCCAAUUGUUGCUUCUCUCUGCAAAGCGCUCGGGCUAGAUCUGUUAAAUAUCCAUCCUUACUCAGUGCAGCAGGAAGCUAUGAAGCUCAGUAUUGAAUUGCCUUCUCCCACUGUUUUGCCUGUAGAGCAGAAGAGGAUUUUUGCUCAGCUGUUUUUAGACUACCGAAAGACACUUGUAGAACAUGUGCAGAAGGAACUAGCUGAAGUAAAUCGCUUAACACGGUCGGUGAAACGACAAAUGCGGACUAGAGGAGAUGCUUCCGCUGAUGACUUUGCGCAUCUGAAAGAAGCUAAAGGACGGUAUUUGAAACAACUACAGAAUGCUGCAAACCUAAGUGAAAUUUUAGGUGUUGAAAUGGAAUCUAUGGAAGAAGAGCAGAGUGAAGAUGAAGAAGAAGAAAUUUCUGCACAGCAGUUAGGACGGGCUUUGGAAGAAGGUACAGUGUCUGUUUGGCCAGAUGAAGAUACUCGGCAGUUCUAUGAGUCAAGGAUGGAAUUAAGGGAGAUGGUUCCUGCAAUUUUGUUUGAGGAGUCGGAACAGCGUACGCUUGAGCCAGUUGGUGGCACGAUAGAAGAAGUUGACGUUACUGGCCUUGAUGAUAUUCCUGAGGGCGAUGAAGAACAGGAAUUAGAUGCUGAUGAAGGUUACUUUUUCCAGACUUUGCAGACAUAUGAUUUUGUGCACAAUCUUGUUUGGAUUUUACGAAUUUUAGAAGAAGAGCCAGUGGAGUCAUCCAGCGAAGUGGUUGAAGUAGCUGAUAAGCUUGCUAAAAUUUCUGGGCAAACAUUGAAAUUAAUGAUGACCUCUUUUGUGGAGCAAUUACCAUGGUUAAUUAACAGAGAUCUUAUUGAUAAAGCAGCUUUAGAUUUUGUCACCAACCUUAAUACAAAGAAGAAUAGGAAGAAGUUAUGCAAAGUGAUGCUAGAAGAACAUUGCGAUCGUCUUGAUCUUCUCCCAUUUUACGGGCGUUUAGUUGCCACACUAGAGCCUGUCAUGCCUGAUCUAGCUGUUGAGCUAUCACAGUCAUUAAUCCAACAAUUUCGUAUGAUAGUUAGAAACCAAUCCAAAUUAAGAGUUGAUCGGAAAGUUCGUUGUUGUAGAUUUAUUUCUGAGCUGGUAAAAUUUGGUGUUAUUCCAAAAGCUCAAGCUCUUUCUUGCCUUCGUAUGGUGCUUUUUGAUUUUCGUGGUGCUAAUAUUGAUAUGUGCUGUGCUAUGAUCGAUUCUAUGGGGCCUUUUCUAUAUCUUUCGGUUGACAGUCAUGGAAAGAUGAAAGUUUUUCUGGAAGUUAUGAUGAAGAAAAGAGAGCAUGUUCGGGAUUCUCGCCAACAGAUGCUGAUCGAUAAUGCUUAUUACACGUGUAUUCCCCCAGAAAAGAAAGAGGUUCCUGCUUCUAGAAGACCACCCGUUCAUGAUUUUAUUCGGUUUUUGGUAGUGAAUCUUGUCCGAUCUCGUGUUGAUACUACGGUUAGAUGUCUUAGGAAAAUAGAUUGGGAGGAUGAAGAAAUAUCAGAGUACGCUAUCUGUUGUUUAAGUUCGCCUUGGCUUUUGAAAUAUAGUAGUCUGCCAUACCUUGCUUCAACAAUUGCGAGAUUAAGUUCCACUCACGAUUUUGUUGGAGUUCGAGUUGUUGACAAUAUUUUGGAAGUAAUUAGAGUCAGCUUGGAAGCUAAUACUCCUGCAAUGCAUCAAAGAACGUUGCUCGCAGUUGUGUUCCUCGGACAGUUGUACAACUACAUUGUUUGCGACUCGCCUAUAAUAUUCAAAACCCUCUAUCAGUUAAUAACAUUUGGGGCUUUUGAUCCUGUGAUAGAUGACUGGAAUAAUUUAACUCGUAUAAGACUUGUUUGUGAACUGCUUCUCACAUGCGGAGAAUAUUAUAAUGGUGGUGCUGCAAAAAAAAAGUUGGACUGUUUCCUUGUGUUCUUUUUCCGGUAUUAUUUGGCUAAAGUGGAAGCAUUCAAAGCUCGAGAUCUGCCAUUCCCAAAUGAAGUUACGUUCUGUGUGCAAGAAAUGAGUGAUUUCGUUCGGAAAGAUAUCAAGAUCCCAGAAACUUUUACCGAGGCCCAGACUGCAGUUGACGAGAUCUAUGAAAAGUACAAACAAGCGGUAUUUCAUAAUCACCGUGGUGAGACAGAAGAAGAGGAAGAGGAGGAAGGAAGAAGAAACAAAAUUGAUGCUGAUGAAAGAACUAUUGGUCCAAUUACCGAAGAGGAUGAAGAAGCGGGUGCAUCGUUCUAUGAUGAAACUGAAAAUGUACGUGUCCAUACAAAUCGUGUAAAAUUGCCAGAAGAUGAACAGUUUGAGCGCCAGUUGGAGCAGUUAGUAACUGAAACAAUGCAGAGUCGCCCAACUCCGAAUGCAACCCCGAUGUCUGAAAUAGUUGUGCCGACGGCAGCAAGGCAAAAGUUUCACAGGGUACUAGCUUUUGGUGAAAAGCUUACAGUUGACAACAGCAAUAAUAUAAGCGGACCGGCUGAAGGCAGCGUACAGGAGACGAAGAUGGCUAUGUUGACUCGUGGGAAAGGAAACAAAGCGGCUACAGAUAAGCGAUUUAGCCACAUACUAAAAGCAAUUACAAUGGCGACUCCAAGCAACCUAGUAGAAUCUUGGAAUGCUCAGCAAGAACAAGAGCGUCAGGAAUUAUCGCUCCAUAAACGUAUUACGUUGACGAUGAAUGAACGUAUGGCAGCAGAAGAAAAUUCUGAUUAA
Enterobius vermicularis (human pinworm) is the source of this 3189-nucleotide messenger RNA. The record is from the annotation of a GenBank genome assembly. Lineage: Eukaryota; Metazoa; Nematoda; Chromadorea; Rhabditida; Oxyuridae.